Molecule: messenger RNA, 1067 nt
Organism: Molossus molossus (Pallas's mastiff bat)
Lineage: Eukaryota; Metazoa; Chordata; Mammalia; Chiroptera; Molossidae
Gene: CXCL16
Product: C-X-C motif chemokine ligand 16
Exons: 5
Coding region: 158-922 (254 amino acids)
Biological process (GO): response to type II interferon; positive regulation of cell migration; positive regulation of cell growth
Molecular function (GO): low-density lipoprotein particle receptor activity; chemokine activity; scavenger receptor activity
Source: RefSeq, a predicted model, not a curated record
GCCCUCUCGCGCCGCAGUCUAGGUCGGGAUUGGGUGCCCACGGCCUCAGUAUCUCUCGGAUUCCCCGGCGGAGCAGAAGGAAGCGAAAGCCUUAGAGAAACCAGCCGAACGUCCCUCAGAGCCUGUCGGGGAGCCAGACUGGGCCAGACGCCCCGAGAUGAGGUGGGGCUGGGGACCUGAGUCCCUCGCGCUCCUGCUCCUACUGCUAGCGCAGCUGACUCUGCCAGGCGAUGGCAACGAGGGCAGCAGAGCUGGAAGUUGUCGCUGUGAUAGAACAUUUUCUUCUGGUUACCCUCCAGUGGUUCAAGCCAUGGAAUAUUUCCGAAAAAAACUGGAAAACUAUGAUCGCUGUCCUCUCUUUGUCAGGUUCCACCUACCUUACCGGACUGUAUGUGGGGGAAGCAAAGACCUGUGGGUGAUUGAAUUGAUCAGCUGUUUUGAUCAAAGAGAAUGUGGACUUGCUUAUUAUCAGAGAGUUUUCCACCAGGAGCAUUUACCUUCUCCCAGCACCCAAGUUCCUAAGACCUCAGAAAGGGCACCUGCAGUCACGGAUAUCCCUGCUCAGACGUACCUGCCACUCACCUUGCAGUCUACCCAGCAGCCCACCCUCCCAGUAGAAGUGCUGGCCUUGGACAAAAACCUCACCCACACCAAUGAAACCACUACUUCCUCUGUUGGCCACAGUCUGGAGGUUGAGGAGAACCAGAAGCAGAUGGAUGAAAAUGUGGGUCCUACAGCUAAAACAUCUGUCAUGGUGCCAGUGCUGUCCCUCUUAGGCAUUGUCUUCAUCCUCACUGUAGUCAUCCUCUAUCUGCUGUGUAAUAAAAGAAAGCAGUCACUGCACGACUGUCCAGAUUUGCAGAUUCAAUAUACACGUGUGGCAACAGACUCCAGCACUUGGGCUAAGAAUGGAAACCUGUGACAGUAGAAAUUAUGGUUUAUUCAGUAUCACAUAGAUUUAUUAGACAGGAACAACUCUCUGGCACAUGGUGGGCGCUCUGUACAUAUUUUUUAAUGUUUAACCAGCUACUGCUCUCUCUUAGAUCUUUCUCUUGCCUUUUUAAAAA